CUGCUGCCUGACUCCAACGUGGGUUUGUUUUCCCGGGAGACACCCCCUUGUUUUCCGGCCGCCCCUUUCGGCUCCAUCCCGCCCGUUAACUCUCACACCUUCCUGCCGGUGUCUGACCGGCCCCGUACGUGGGGAAAGGGACGCGUGCUUUUUGGGCUGGCUGUCAGCCGGCUGGAGCCUUGCUGCUGUCGGUGGGGCGGCCGCGCACCCCCCCCGGCCGCGGGGCUUCCAGCUCUCCGUGCAGUUAUUGGCCGGGACUCUGUGUGCCGCUGUCGGCCAAUGCUGGAGCGGGGGAUCGGGCGGCCCGGCCCCGCUCGGAGCCGGGACGAGGCACAGAGAGACUGAGAGCGAGCCGGGGAGUGAGUCAGUGCCGUGCCGCCGAGCAAUGCCCCUCUCCCCGCUGCACGCCGCGUCCCGGGGCGCCGGGCAGCGGCAGGAAGGGGCGAGCUGAGGACUUCUAGGGGGGGCCAGGCGGGGAGCGCUGCCGUCCUGUGCGAUGAACGGCGUCGCCGCACGGAGCCGCGGGGUGACGACGGGGAAGGUACUGAGCCUCUGGCUUUUGCUCGGCGCUUCCUCCUGGGCUUCCGCCGCCAUCCGCUAUGCGAUUCCCGAGGAGGCGCGGAGAGGCUCUGCCGUGGGGAACGUGGCGGCCGACCUGGCGCUGGACCCGGCGCGGCUCUCCGGGCGCCGGCCGCGGGUGGUAUCCGGCGGCAGCAGGAGGUUCUUCGCGGUGGAUCCCGGGAGCGGCGCGCUGCUGGUGAGCGAGCGGAUCGACCGCGAGGAGCUGUGCGGAGCGCUCUCCCCCUGCUCCCUGAGCUUUGAGAUCGUUCUGGAGAAACCGCUGGAGCUGUACAGCGGCGCCGUGGAGAUCCAGGACAUCAACGACAACGACCCGGUUUUUCCCAGCGGCCAGGCGAGGCUGGAAAUCAGCGAGUCGGUGGCGGCCGGGGCGCGCUUCCCGCUAGAGAGCGCGCAAGACCCCGAUGUGGGGAUUAACUCUUUGCAGACCUACCAGCUGAGUGCCAACCCGCACUUCGUGCUGGACGUGCAGACGAGGGUGGAUGGCAGCAAGUACGCGGAGCUGGUGCUAGAGAAGGAACUGGACAGGGAGGAGCAGCGGGAGCUCCACUUGGUUUUGACUGCGCUGGAUGGAGGCAGCCCGCCGCGCUCGGCCCAUGUGCAGAUCCACAUUGACGUCGUGGACUCAAACGAUAAUGCCCCAGUCUUCAACCAGUCCACCUACAAGGCGAGUGUGAGGGAGAACACUCCUAGUGGCACCCUGGUCGCCAAGAUCAGUGCCUAUGACCUGGACGAUGGGCCCAAUGGAGACAUUGUCUACUCCUUCAGCAGCCACACGCCAGCCAAGGUACGAGAGCUCUUUGAUCUGGACUCAGCCACAGGGGAACUGAGGGUCAAGGGGCAGCUGGACUAUGAGGAAACAAAGCUGCACGAGGUUUACUUACAGGCUAAAGACAAGGGUGCUGUUCCUGGUGUAGCUCAUUGCAAAGUGCUGGUGGAAGUCGUGGAUGUGAAUGAUAAUGCUCCAGAGGUGACGGUGACUUCUGUGUACAGCCCUGUGCCUGAGGAUGCUGCUCCAGGGACAGUCGUAGCUCUUCUGAGUGUAACAGACUUGGACUCCAGAGACAACGGUCUGGUGAACUGCUUUAUUUCCCCUGGGAUCCCAUUCAUGCUCAGCUCCUCUCUCAAAAAUUAUUACACAUUGAAAACCAAAGCAGCUCUGGACCGGGAAGAGGCAUCUGAGUACAACAUCACUGUCACAGCCAGGGACUCGGGCUCACCACCCUUGUCUGUGGUAAAACAGAUUCUGGUGAGGGUGUCAGAUGUCAAUGACAACGCACCCAAGUCUUCCCAGGACUUCUAUGAUGUGUACGUGCUGGAGAACAAUAUGCCCGGCAUCCCCAUUCUUAAUGUGAGUGCCACAGACCCUGACCUGGGGCGCAACGGCCAUCUAACCUAUUCCCUCCUGCAGGGUGACACCACUGUGGGUCAUCUCUUCUCCAUCAACCGGGAGAGUGGCACCCUCUAUCUGUUGACUUCCCUGGACCAUGAGGACCAGGUGGAGUUCAGCAUGACAGUGCAGGUCCAGGAUGGUGGCUCUCCACCUCUGGCCACCAACCUGUCAGUCAGUGUGUUUGUCACUGACCUCAACGACAAUGCCCCCACUGUGCUGUACCCCCUCCCCAACUCCACCUCCCCCUAUACUGAUGUGGUGGCACCAGGUACUCCUGCGGGCCACAUGGUCACCAAGGUGGUGGCAGUGGACGCAGAUGCAGGGUACAAUGCCUGGAUCUCCUACACCCUGUUGCAGGCCACUGACCCAACCCUCUUCUCAGUUGGGCUGCACAGUGGGGAGAUCUUCACAACCCGCCAGCUCCAGGAGGAUGAGGCUCCUCAGCACACGUUGGUCAUUCUGCUGAAGGACCAUGGGGAGCCUGCACUGUCUGCCAGUGCCACCGUCUCCAUCUCUGUGGCUGAAAGGGUCAAGGAGGUGCUCACUGACCUCACUGACAUGGUGCCCACACACGACCCCAGGAGGCACGUGACUUUCUAUCUCAUCUUGGCUGUGAUUUUGGUCUCGGCUGCUUUCUUCAUCACCAUAGUGUCGGUGGGCAUCUUCAAGUGCUACAAGUGGAGGCAGUCAAAGGAGCUGUUCAACAGCUCCAGGAGCACCCUGUACAGGACACCAGGGCCCUUCCACCACGUGGAUGCGGUGCGAGGUGGUUUCAUGCCACCCAACUUCUACCACCAGGUCUAUCUCACCACAGACUCUCGCCAGAGCGAUCUCCUGUGUAAAAAACCCUUCACUUCCAGCCCCCUGGGGAGCCGCCAGAACACCAUGAGGAAUGGUGAGCCAGGACCAUACCAUCAGAUAGUGGGCACCACCAGCCGGCUCCCCACGCCCACCGAGCAAGCUCAGCCUAACACAGACUGGCGCUUCUCUCAGACCCAGAGACCUGGAACCAGUGGCUCCCAGAAUGGAGAGGAAGGUGGAGCCUGGCCGAACAACCAGUUUGACACGGAGAUGCUGCAAGCCAUGAUCCUGGCGUCGGCAAACGAGGCCGCUGAUGGCAACUCGACGCUCGGGGGGGGCACGGGCACCAUGGGCCUGAGCGCCCGCUACGGCCCCCAGUUCACCCUGCAGCACGUCCCCGAUUACCGGCAGAACGUCUACAUCCCGGGCAGCACCGCCACCCUCACCAACGCCGCCGGCAAGCGCGACGCCAAGGGCGCGGGGUCCUCGGGCGGCAACAAGAAGAAAUCCGGGAAGAAGGAGAAGGAGAAGAAGUAGAGAGGAGACCUCAGAGCGUCAGGGCAGCGCGCUCCAGCACUCCCCCAGAACACAGGAGAACGAAUGUGGAUUUUAUUUUUAUUUUUAACAAUUUUUUUUUGGUGAUGCAAAAGUUAGGAAGCGCUGCGAAUGUAUUGUCAUCAUCAGAGCUAGGAGCAGGGGGUCUCUGCUGUUAGGUCUCAUGAUGAAAACCAAUCCGGAAAAUGAAAGCUAACGCAAACAAGUGCCCUGUUAAUACUAGCCAACGUUUUAUACGACCCCUCGGGUAUUAGAAUAUGCAAGGUGGAAGGGCUUCUGCCAUUUCUUCGGAGUUGGUUUGCUCCCCAGGUUGUCCAAGAAAGGCACGAGGCUUGUGCUCGGCUUUGUCCAGUGUAAAUAAUUUUAACAGCGAUCUUUUAAUUUAUAGACCUUUGAUCAUUUUUGGAAAGAAAAAGCAACUUCCUAGCCUAGAACCCAUUCUCCAGAUUUUUUGCUCUUUAACUUUCCUUUAGCAAAAUUCACCCUGAGCUAGUCAUAGCAGUGGAUUUGUUGGUAGGGAGUGCUUCGGUUCCUGUUUACCUGUUAUCUGAAAAAAAAAAAAGAAAAAAAAAAAUAAGUGUUUAUAUUGCAUGAAUCAAAGGGAACAAUGCAGAGCUGCAUCCUAAACAUUUAUUUUUUUUUAAGUGCAACCAGCGAUGGCCUGAAAAAUGAGAUAAAAACUCCUGGUGUCUGAGCAGGAGGGAAUUCAGCGUGGGGCUCCUGAGGUGCGCACAGCUGCCCCGGCGGUUCUGGGGGUCUCUGAAGAGCAGACACAUCUCAUCCCUCUUUUGCAGUAAAUAUUUAUAUGUACAGUAAAUGUCCUUUUGGAAUUAAAGCUAAGGGAGUCACAGCCCCCCCCACGGCAGGCUCCUUCCACCCGGGGGGGUGUGCUGGGGGCGCCUCCCCACAUCUCCCCCCGUCGCUCCUGCAUGCCCGUCACUGGCAUCACGCCUGCAGCAGUGCCCUGUGCUCCACGGACCCAGGGUGUCCUCGCAUGCCCACGAAGUUUGAGGUGGAGGCGCCGUGUCUGUCUGAGGCUGGGGGGGUCAGUGUUUUGUACUGGGGGACACAUUGGGUAUCGAGUAAGUGACGGUUGGCGUGGUGGCACCUGGGGACACAACCCGGGCCAGGGACCAGCAAGCUGGGGGCGAGCGCGUGGUGUCCCUGCAAAGGGGGGUGCAGCUGGCACCAGGAGGGUGGAGGUGGCACCAGCUUUGGGAUUGCCACCCCGCAGAGGGAACAGGAGGAUGAGGAAUAGGAUUUCUCCGCGCUGCGCACCUUUCAAGCAAACCCAGCCCGGAGAAGGGUCCCGGUGGCCUCAGAUGCACUGCCCGUGCCACUCACUGUUGAGGGCACCCCAAGCUUCCCAUUUCAGAGCAGUCGUGGGCGCCCAGGCAGGCAGAGAGGGGCUUUUGGUACCCAGAGGUGGGGAGGCAGUGGCCACCUCGGGGUCUGCUCAGUUUCCUGCGGGUUCCUUUUUCUCUUUUUAAUCACUAACACAUAACUCACCUGAGCAGGUCCAGCCCCGCACAGGAUGCUCACGGCGCCCCGUCCACCUCCACGGCUGCAGGGAGCAGCCCCCACCCCCAGUGCCGCUUCCACAGGCCCACGUAGCUGCCACGUCCCCACUAGAAACGCUGUAGAUGAAUCGUAGUCUUUAUAUUUCUUUUUAUUCUGCAAGCUGAAGGUAGUGUAGUGAGUGUCGUGUAUUUAGUGGCGUGUUAUUUUUAUCUCGGUAACUAACUUGUGGACACCAGUAUUUUCGAUUUCUCUGUAUCUUCUUUCCAUGUGGUCUGUGCUCCGAGUGUACGUGAGAUGAAACACGUUUGCCCUCUCAAUGUGUCUAAUAUUGAAUUAUACUUAUAUAUUAUAUAUAUGCUUAUAUCCUUCUUAUACCCAUAUAGACCAACGUCAAUGUGUUACACGCAAGUUUUAUACUCUAAUAUUUAUAUUGCUUUUUUUCUUUGGGAAAAAAAAAUAAUAAAAUGGUUUCUUCUGAA
This is a messenger RNA of Oxyura jamaicensis (ruddy duck), 5328 nucleotides long. RefSeq names its product protocadherin gamma-C3-like. Gene Ontology annotation, cellular component: plasma membrane. Gene Ontology annotation, molecular function: calcium ion binding. The record is from RefSeq and is a predicted model, not a curated record. NCBI's taxonomy places the organism in Eukaryota, Metazoa, Chordata, Aves, Anseriformes, Anatidae. The transcript has 4 exons. Bases 497 to 3310 code for a protein of 937 amino acids. Gene Ontology annotation, biological process: homophilic cell-cell adhesion.